This is a messenger RNA of Menidia menidia (Atlantic silverside), 3092 nucleotides long. The record is from the annotation of a GenBank genome assembly. Lineage: Eukaryota; Metazoa; Chordata; Actinopteri; Atheriniformes; Atherinopsidae.
AGGAAGCCAGCGGUUUGGACCAAUGGCAGCACGAGACGCAGGUUUAGCGGGGGAUUCGGUUCGUCUGAUCGGACGAUCUGUUCGCGGGAAAUACACCAAACGGCAACAACGGGAGCAAAAAAAGGAGGACCAUCGGCCAACGAUCUGACAAACUUCACGGUUUUAUCAGCAGUUCUUUCAGAUCGCCGUCGGUUGUGGUGUAAAAAUGCUUUUCCGCUCGGUUGUUGACAGAGGAGUGGGCAGACGCAGGAGGAACGCGUUCCCGGCAGAUUCUCAAUCCAGGAUACCUCUGGGCUCCUUACUGCAAGGAUACCAGUGCCUCCGACGGGAUGAGCACAUCUCCUACGGCAACAUGGGCGACUCUGUGCCACCGUUUGGAUUAGCUUUCUCCUCUGGUAAUCCACGUGCAUUUGGGACUCUCCUAAUUGCAGCUGCAGACAUGCAGAACAUCCUGGCGGCAGCGAAUGAAGAGGGCAUCGUUCGGAUCUACAACACCGAGAGCCGUGAAAGCCCUCUUCUUAAAGAGUGGCUGGCCCAUGAAAAUGCAGUAUUCGACAUUGCUUGGGUACCAGGGGAGCCUCAGCUGGUGACAGCUGCAGGUGACCAGACGGCCCGGCUGUGGGACGUUAAGUCAGGGGAGCUGUUGGGCAGCUUUAAAGGCCACCUCUGCAGCCUCAAGUCGGUUGCAUUCACACCAGAAGAGAAAGCUGUGUUCUGCACCGGAGCCAGGGAUGGUAAUAUAAUGGUCUGGGACAUCAGGUGCAGCAAAAGAGACGGUUUUUACAGGCAAGUGAAGCAGAUCAACGGCGCUCACAAUAAAACGGAGACAAACCCCCUCUCCAAAACAAAGAGGAGGCGGAGCAGCAUGCGGGGCAUGGCUCCCAGCGUGGAUUCCCAGCAGAGUGUCACAGUGGUUUUGUUUCAGGACCAGCACACACUCAUCUCCUCGGGGGCCGUUGAUGGAGUGGUCAAGAUGUGGGAUCUGAGGAAGAACUACACUGCGUACCAUCAUGACCCCGUGCCGCUGCAGACCUACCCGUAUGCAGGAUCCUGCACGCGCAUGCGACUGGGUUACUCUGGACUCACUCUGGACUCCAGUAGGUCCAACGUCAUGUGUAACUGCACCGACGACAACAUCUACAUGUUCAACGUCUGCGGAAUAAAAACGGCUCCAGUGGCCGUUUUCAGUGGCCACCAGAACUCCUCAUUUUAUGUCAAGUCCACCAUCAGCCCUGAUGACCAGUUCCUGGCCAGUGGCUCCAGCGACAACAACACCUACAUCUGGAAGAUAUCCGAUCCUCAACAUCCUCCCAUGACACUUCAGGGUCACAGCGAGGAGGUGACAUCCGUCGUCUGGUGUCCCACCGAUUUCACGAAGAUCGCUUCCUGCUCUGAUGAUCACACUGUGCGCAUCUGGCGGCUUCACCGGGAAGCGGAUGGAGCACACUCAUCUGUGGGAGACGCUAACCUAGUAGGCUGGGCACGUCCCAUGUCGCCCCCAAGGCCCUCAGUCAGAGCUGAGACAACCCCUGCCAAGACCCAGAGGACUGAGAGUCUGGGUGGCCUCGCCUCGCCCCAGCUGGCCGCCUGUGCCCCCAGUGGAGCGGCCUUGCCCCUCCCCUCCAGCACCACGUCACCUGUCCACUCUAAAGUUGCCGCUGUCCGUCAGAGGACGCCGUCCUCCAUCAAACAGUGGCUAUCCCCGACCCACGCGUCCCCCGGUCAGGUCACCCCCCCGACCCGCAGAGUGCUGAGCCCCCGUCCUCAGAGCCCGGCGAGCGGCGUCUCUCCCACAGAACGACGGGCCAAACGGAGGCUGGAAACCGGCGAGGGUCCCCCCGCAGGCUGCGAGGGCGCCGAGCAGUGCGGCUGUGUUACCGAACUCCAUCCCGCGGCCAAGAGGAGCCGUCCCCUACCGGGGGCCUGCUGCCACUCCGAGGAGAGCCCGGCACAGACGGACUGUCGUGCCGAUGACGGAAAACAGUCCCCAUCAAAACAGAUGGGAAAGGAGAAUUUCUCUCCCAGAUCAAGGAACUGGUUGUCAGAGAUGAGCCAAAAGAUGAGGAAAGGUCAAGGAAAUUGUAGCACCCCCAGGAGUCCCAGUGCCUGUAAGAGACAAGAAAACAAGGCAGCUGCCUCACUUACUACCCGCUCACCUCAGGCCAUGAAGAAAAUCUCCACGUAUUUUGCUCAAGCACCUCUGGAGUGAAAGACUCUUUAAACAUUGGGCUGCACAGAGAAUGACGCUUUGCUUUUGACCUUAAGACAAUUGUUAUUAUUUUAUUUUAAUUGAAUUCCUGGAAAGUUUCCUCCUACAAGUUUAUGCUUAAAUAUAAAGUUUUUGCUGGGUGAAUCUGCCAUUUUUCCUAAAAUGAUCCACUUGGUAUAUGUUUAAGCUUUCACGUAAGAACUAACAGCUCCCAGUUAACAGACUGCAUAGGACAGUUGCCUGGCUAAAUUAAAAUUUCCAUUUCUUUACAUCACAUAUUUAAGCUCUCAAAUGAAUUUUUGCAUUGCAUAACAUUAAAAAAUGAUCUCUUCAAAGGUCAGCUCUACCAAUUUGCAAGCAAAUGAUUAAUUUCUUGAUGGAGUUUUUUUCACUGGCAUUUUCAUGUAUGGAGUUUGCCUUUUUUGUAAGUGUUACACAUAAAAUAUGUUUAUAAAACUUUUUUUUUUCUCUUGGGCAGAUGCUUGAGAUGUUUGUAUGUACAAAAUAACGCAAAGAAUGUUACUUGCUUGAUUUGUAUUUAACUGACACAUUUGUAGUCAAAUUUUUAUUACAUUUAAAAUGGUCUUUAGUGUGUCUGGUUGUGUUUUUGUCGUGGCUGAAGCUCGGGAGGAAGACGCCUCACGGAUCAUGGAUGGUUUGUGGUUUGACCAGGUGCCAAAGUGUCCCUUAGCAAGACCCUGAACCCCAAAAACUAACCUGACCAUAGCAAUGUAGAUGUAAACUGAUGAAUCCACAUCCAUGUUUCAGGUGCUUUUUUUUUCAACUGAAAAGGUAGACGCAGCACUUUGCAGAUAUAAUGGAACUUAAGCUGAAUUUAAGAGACAUCCACUGAUGUAUGUUAAAAUUCUUCAGAUAUUAAAGG